Molecule: messenger RNA, 1170 nt
Organism: Micromonas pusilla CCMP1545
Lineage: Eukaryota; Viridiplantae; Chlorophyta; Mamiellophyceae; Mamiellales; Mamiellaceae
Exons: 4
Coding region: 37-1170 (377 amino acids)
Biological process (GO): protein phosphorylation
Cellular component (GO): cytoplasm
Molecular function (GO): protein serine/threonine kinase activity; ATP binding
Source: RefSeq, a predicted model, not a curated record
CGCGCGGAAGGGCCACCGCCCGCCGCACCCGACGCGAUGUCGGCCUACUUCGCGCGGAUGCUCGAGCAGUACGGAUGCAACGUCGACGGCAUCUGGCGCGCGGUCGUGGACGCGGGCAAACAGGUCGGCCUGACGCUCCCGCCGCUGACCGAGGAGGUCGUCGUGGAGGACAAGACGUUCGCGAUCGUCAAGAAGCUCGGCGAGGGCGGCUUCUCGUACGUCCACCUCGCGCGCGAAAUCCCCGACCUCGCGUCCGAAGACUACGCGCUGAAGCGCAUCCUGAUCCACGAGGAGGAGCAUCAGGGCGCGAUACAGAACGAGAUCGACGUCAUGCGCGCGCUGGACCACCCGAACAUCCUGCCGCUGCUCUACGCGGAGAUCGAGCCGCAUCGAAGCCCGCCGCCGGGCGCGAGGGUGUUCGUUCGGAAGCGCGCGAGCCUCGUGUUCCCGGCGUAUUUAGACGGGACGAUGUUCGAUCGCGCGACGACGCGGCCGGAAGCGGACGCGUUCACGUCGACGCAGCUGAUGUCGAUCGCGGCGCAGCUGUGCGACGCGCUGGAGUGUAUGCACACGCUGUCCCCGCCUCUCGGACCGAUCGCGCACAGGGACGUGAAGCUGGAUAACGUGUUGUUGGAGUCGAGCCCGGAGACGGAGGGCGGGCUCAAGGCGGUGUUGAUGGAUUUUGGCAGCGCCAAGCCGGCGAAGGUGACGGUAACGGACCGUUCGCAAGCGUUACUCAUCCAAGAGAAAGCCGCGGGCGAGUGCACGGCGUCGUACCGCGCGCCGGAGUUGUGGGACACGCCGUCGGAGUGCGUCAUCGACGAGCGCGUCGACGUCUGGUCGCUCGGGUGCCUCCUCUUCGCGGCCACCGCCGCCGGGAAGACGCCGUUUGAAUACGCGACGGACGCAGCCGGCGGGUCGCUCGCGCUCGCGGUGAUGUCCGGGAAGUACGCGUGGUCGGAGGCGGCGCGGAAGGCGUACCCGCGGGAGGUGAUGGCGGUCGCGGAGUGUUGUUUGGAGAAGGAUUGGCGAGCGCGGCCGCGCGCGAGGGACGUGAGGGAGAAGGCGAGAGAGGCGUUGGCGACGACGCGGCGGAAGUUCCUCGGCGGCGGCGGGGAGGGCGCGGGCGACGACGACGAGCCCGCGGUGCUCGUGACGGAAGAGGUGUGA